Molecule: messenger RNA, 1555 nt
Organism: Drosophila grimshawi
Lineage: Eukaryota; Metazoa; Arthropoda; Insecta; Diptera; Drosophilidae
Exons: 3
Coding region: 35-1261 (408 amino acids)
Molecular function (GO): protein binding
Source: RefSeq, a predicted model, not a curated record
UCGCAUUCAAAACAAAACGCGUUGGAUCGCAAAAAUGAGCUCGUUAAACAUUUUCGAUUUAAACGAUGAUUGUCUAGAUUUGUUACUAAACUAUCUGACAUCCGAGGAACAGAUUCUUUUUGCCCAAGUCUGCAAGCGAUUUCGUGAGGUGUUCAUAGCUUGGGGUGUAAAACAUUAUCGCGAAUUUGGAAUCGACGCUAGCAACACAAAGCAGUCGAUAAUCGGUCUAAGCACUUGCCGUGAAGUAGUCGAGACACUCAUCAUCGAUAUGGAUCACUUUGACACUGCUCGAAUAUUUAGGAACUAUGGAUGUGACGAGCCCGUCAUUUGUUUCAAUAUACUUUGCUACGCCUUAAGUGGCAUGGUCAACCUGAGGCGUUUGACAGUGAAACAGCUAGAUUAUGUGACUACUCCAAUUAAAAAACCAUUUGAGCAAAUAUUUGCCUCUGUUAAGGAUUUAAAUGACCUAAAAGUCUUAGAAGUACAUGCGAAAGAUGAUUGGACAUUUGACACACUAUGGCAGCUGCAUCACUUGGAGGAGCUGCAAUUGCAAAUACAAAAAAUAUAUGGAGAAGUUCUGGUUGAAUGCUGUAAGUCAAAUCCCAAUCUUCGUCGGUUGCAACUGGGCUAUGGCAUUGUCGUGGGUAAUCUAUGUGAUAUUGUGCGCCAUUGUGCAAACCUGGAAACGCUUGAGUUUGGCAUGAUGGAAACGGAUUUUGCUUACAAGCCGCUUUCUAGGGUGCCCAGGCUGAGACAGCUAAUCCACAAGGGCGCUCGGGAGAGUAACUCCUUGAUGCCCCUGCUAAAGGCACUUGCUGUGCAACCGCAACUGCAACAGCUACACAUCGAUGGAGGCAUCCUAACUCCACAGGAGAUUUUGCAAAUUGUUCGACAGCGCGGAUUGCUGCAGCUGAAGUGCUUCUGCUCGACGGCCGAGUGUGUGGAGAUGCUGGCGCAGCUAAUACAACUGCAGAAGCUGAGCAUCUGGGUGUCCAACGGGUGUGACAUUUCUGAUGCCCUACUUAAGGUUAUUGGCCAGUGCAAGAAGCUGCAGCUACUUCGGAUUGCGUCGGGAAACCUGAAACCAGAUUUUAUUUAUAACGUCUCAAAAUUGUUGCUCGAUUUGAGAACUGAUACGCCACAAGAAUCACUCCAUCUGGAACUUCCUCCAUCCAACUAUACGAAGUCAAUUGAGAACUUAUCGCCACAAACUAAGGUUUUAAGCUUUUCGGAAUUUGAGAUGUCUUCCUGGAAACUUUGAGUUCCGAAAUGUUGUUCCCAAAUAUUCUAAAGACAGUAUUACCAAAUGAAAUGUGCGUGUUUCGUUGACUCGCUAAUGUCCUGAGCACAUGUGGCAGUCUCACAUCCUUCCAGUGACUAUGCUAUCGUCACGUUUUAGCAUUUAAAUUUAAAUGUUUCACCAAAGAGGGAAAAAUCCGACUGCAAAUUCGCUUAUGCCUAAAUGAAAAUUGUUUCCGGAAUUAUAAAAUUACUUUGUAAACCAUGCAAAGCAUUUAUGUUUAUGAAAUUAAUCAAUUCCAUUUUUAUACCCUUA